AUGGACGACGACUACGGUGCAGAUGACGAGCUCCUGGCCGCUAUGGCCGCAGCUGAUCCCACGCCUGCUGCACGGUCAAUUCAGCAACCCACGCCUUCACGAAUCCAACAACCUACACCACAACGUCUAGACAAAGCACCGCCACCUGCCUCCAGCGCGGGAAAGGUCGUUCAGCCAACACCACAGGCUCUACCUCAGAAGCAGUCUGGUUCAACUAUCCUGGUAUCUCCGCGCCAGCGAGGAAAUCCUGUUCUUACGAGCAUUCGAUCUAUGCCAUGGGAGUACAGCGACAUCCCUGCCGACUAUGUCCUGGGAUUGGGUACUUGUGCUCUGUUCCUGAGUCUCAAGUACCAUCGUCUGCAUCCCGAAUACAUCUAUACACGAAUACGUAACCUUCAAGGCAAAUACAACCUGCGCAUACUCCUCACAAUGGUCGACAUUCCCAACCACGAAGCCUCCCUGAAAGAACUAUCAAAGACAUCACUCGUCAACAAUGUCACCCUAAUUCUCUGCUGGUCCGCCGCUGAAGCUGCACGCUAUAUCGAGUUAUACAAGAGCUACGAGAAUGCUACAUUCGGCGCAAUCCGUGGCCAACAACCGUCCAGCUACGGCGAGAAGUUGGUAGAAUUCGUCACAGUGCCAAGAAGUCUGAACAAAUCAGAUGCGGUCGCCGUAGUGAGCAAUUUCGGCAGUUUGAAAAAUGCAAUCAACGCUGAUGCAGAACAACUCGGUAUGCUCAACGGAUGGGGAGGAGUCAAAGUCAAGAGGUGGCAGUCCGCAGUCGAAGAGCCAUUCAGAGUGAAAAAGGCUGCCAAGAGAGGCGCAAAGGCCUCGGAUCGAUCAGCAAGACUUGACCAGGCUUUACCUCUUUCGCGGGUUCCUCUACGGGAUAUGCCAACCGCUGCAUCAUCUUCGCGACAAUCUCCCGCCACAGACACACCUGCUGCAGAAAAGGCAAAUGAGCCUACAUCGAAGCAAUUCCAGUUUAUGGACAACACGGAUGACGAAGACGAUGAAGAAGCCAUGCUUGCCGCUGCUAUUGAGGCUUCGAAGAAGACUGCACAGACAGAAGAGGCCACUCGUGCGAGCCAGACCGAUAAGGACGAGCAACUCAGUGGCGGUAUUGCUGCUGCAUUGGCAAGACUGCGAGAGAAUGAUUGA
Molecule: messenger RNA, 1161 nt
Organism: Fusarium tjaetaba
Lineage: Eukaryota; Fungi; Ascomycota; Sordariomycetes; Hypocreales; Nectriaceae
Product: DNA excision repair ERCC-1
Exons: 2
Coding region: 1-1161 (386 amino acids)
Biological process (GO): UV-damage excision repair; mitotic recombination; nucleotide-excision repair
Cellular component (GO): ERCC4-ERCC1 complex; nucleus; nucleotide-excision repair factor 1 complex
Molecular function (GO): damaged DNA binding; single-stranded DNA binding
Source: RefSeq, a predicted model, not a curated record